Cornus florida is the source of this 402-nucleotide messenger RNA. RefSeq lists its product as uncharacterized. Gene Ontology annotation, molecular function: zinc ion binding. The coding region runs from base 1 to 402 and encodes 133 amino acids. The transcript has 2 exons. The record is from RefSeq and is a predicted model, not a curated record. Lineage: Eukaryota; Viridiplantae; Streptophyta; Magnoliopsida; Cornales; Cornaceae.
AUGGUUGAAUUUAGCAACAAUCGAGUACGUCGUAGAGGUGACAUGACACACCAAAAAUGUUUAUGGGGAGAAUUGAGUCUCUUGCAUGUUUCAAAGGCCAAAGAAAAUCCUGGGAGGCGAUUCUUCAAUUGUGCGGAAAGACGUUGUUCUUUUUUUGUGUGGGUGAAUUCACCAUCCCCUGUUGAAAACUCAGUUGGUCGUGCAACUACUACUGCUCCAGAUGUUGAUUUUGUUAAUCUAUAUUUGUCAAUUGCAAAAGAUUUCUUUCUCUUAUUUGUUGCAGGAAUGGUCGCCUUUGGAUUGACGAUGCCAGCAGGUAUAAAUCUGUUCGUCUUUUAUUCCUAUGAUUAUCAUUCAGUUGCAGUAGUAGCUCAGAACGCAUUCACAUUCGUGUCUUCCUGA